Ricinus communis (castor bean) is the source of this 2414-nucleotide messenger RNA. RefSeq names its product rab GTPase-activating protein 22. Gene Ontology annotation, molecular function: GTPase activator activity. The transcript is spliced from 5 exons. NCBI's taxonomy places the organism in Eukaryota, Viridiplantae, Streptophyta, Magnoliopsida, Malpighiales, Euphorbiaceae. Bases 230 to 1864 code for a protein of 544 amino acids. The record is from RefSeq and is a predicted model, not a curated record. Gene Ontology annotation, biological process: activation of GTPase activity.
AUGGUCUCACUUGCAUCCUGCGGUCUUUACUCUCUUGAAUAAUAACAAAGAAUUGUCUUCUUUCCUUCGUCGGAGAGAAAGUAAUAAAAAAUCUUACAAGGAAUCAAACCCUAAUAACAACAUCACGCGUUCAUCUCUCUUUCUCUCUCACGUCAAUCCAUUUCAUAUUCCUUUUCCUUUAUAUAUACCAACAGAAACCACAUGCGAUUCCGUUCGGAUCCAUUAUUCAAUGUUUAACACCGGCGGCAACAACAACCCAAAUGGAAGCCCUCUUUCUGGCGGCUUUGGGGGAGGUUUCUGGUGGGCUGUUGCUGCUCCACAGUCCAGAACUGCAGUUGCCGUCACGGCCUUGGCCGGAAUUGCCGUGUUCGCCGCUAUAUUCUACACGACCAGCAGAGGCCAUCUUAAAUCACCGUGGUCCGGUAGGAAAAGAAAACAUACACUUUCUUCUGAGCAAUGGAAAAGUAUGUUUACACCAGAUGGGAAACUCAUUGAUGGUGGAGCAAGUUUUUUGAAAAAAGUUCGGAGCGGAGGUGUAGAUCCAAGUAUUAGAGCAGAAGUUUGGCCUUUCCUCCUUGGAGUCUAUGACUUGAACAGCUCCAAAGAAGAAAGAGAUAAUAUAAGAAGCCAGAAAAGGAAGGAAUAUGAGAAGCUCCGCAGACAGUGUUCACAGCUACUCAAAUCUAGCAAUGAGAGCCUUAAGUUGAAUGACAGUGGUGAAAAAAGCAACGGGGACAGCAAAAGUCUUGUUCAAGAAACAUGUGCUUCUGGCUAUGAUGAUGUUAGUGCCAAGGAAUCUCUUUCCAGUGAGAAUAAGAGUGAAGAUGUUGAGCAUUCUCAUAAUCCCUCAAGUACACUGUUGGAAGGUGAUGAUAAUUCAGGGCAACAAGUGACAAGCUCUGGUGCCUCUGCACCAAAUACUCAGUCAUCUGAUUCAGACUCUGAAGUCAUCAAUUCAGCAUCCUCUUCAGAAGGCAGGGAAGAAAAUGACCCUGGUGUGCCUUCCAAAGAGGAUAUUUCUCGCUCAACCAAUCUCCAAUCAAACCGACAUGCCACUGAAAAUUUCAUCACGUGGCAGCGGAUUAUUCGUGUUGAUGCAGUGCGUGCUAAUUCAGAAUGGAUACCUUACUCUCCUUCUCAGGCUUCAGUAUCAAAGGAUGGAGCAUACCGUUCUGCAGAAACUGUCGGAUUAAAGGACUAUGAUCACCUAGAACCCUGCAGGAUUUUCCAUGCUGCCCGCUUAGUUGCUAUUCUUGAAGCCUAUGCACUCUAUGACCCUGAAAUUGGCUACUGCCAGGGCAUGAGUGAUUUACUUUCUCCAAUUAUUGCUGUCAUGACAGAGGAUCAUGAGGCUUUCUGGUGCUUUGUGGGUUUCAUGAAGAAAGCUCGCCAUAAUUUUAGGCUAGAUGAGGUGGGAAUCCGAAGGCAAUUGAAUAUUGUGUCCAAGAUUAUCAAAUGCAAAGACUCACGCCUCUACAGCCACUUAGAGAAACUCCAGGCUGAGGAUUGCUUUUUCGUUUAUAGGAUGGUGGUGGUGCUGUUUAGGAGGGAGUUGACUUUUGAACAGACAAUUUGUCUCUGGGAGGUGAUGUGGGCUGAUCAGGCAGCCAUAAGAGCUAGAAUUGGCAAGUCUGCAUGGAGCAGAAUUAGAGAGCUUGCACCACCAACAGAUGAUUUGUUGCUUUAUGCUAUUGCAGCUUCAGUAUUGCAGAGGAGGAAACUGAUUAUACAAAAGUAUUACAGCAUGGAUGAGAUUUUAAGAGAGUGCAAUAGUAUGGCCGGGCAACUCGAUGUAUGGAAGCUCUUAGAUGAUGCACAUGACUUGGUGGUCAACCUGCAUGGAAAGAUAGAGUCUUCUUUUUGAUGGCAGCUUUUCGAGCAUGUCUACCUAUUUAUGUGCUAAAUCCUUUUUGUUCCAAGGAGAAUUUAAGUCUCCUCAUGCCUUGCUUGAAACAAGCACUCAAAGAGGCUAUUCAUUGUCAGUUAAGCUGCAUGGUGCUUAAGGUGCUAAAAUCAUAUGCUUAACUGAUUGCCCAUUUCUGAAACAACUUCACUACCAUAGCAAUGUUAAACAGUAGGAAGAAAUGAGGAACGCCAUACUGCAACAAUUUGCUCCUUGAAUUCUUCUUCCCAACCAUGAAGGUCAUUAGUAAUAAUUUGUGUAAAUUAGCACUGGUGGAGAUUAUUCAACCGUAGCAGGAUUACGCUGACAUUUAGUUCCUUGAUCGCUGAAAUAAAUGUGAUGUAUAAUUAGUUCUAAAUUAUUUUGCAGCAAUGCUAUGUUUUCUUGAAUUUCCAGUAAAUGUAUCAUGCUCUGGAACUGCGGGCAGGCAGGCUUAUUGCAGCCCAUUUUCAGUCAACAGAACAUAAUAACAUCUUACUAAGAGGACUCUUUUAUAAGCAUCAGUUGAACA